AUGGUGAAGUUUUUAAUAGCUGAAUCGAGUGAGAAAAAGAUUAGAAGUGAAGGAACAUCCACUAGGUUAUGGCAUAGACGUUUAGGGCACAUUUCAAAAGAAAGAAUGAAAAUUCUUGUUAAGGAACAAAUCUUGCCAUCACUGACUUUUAGUUAUGACGACAUUUGUAUUGAAUGUGUUAAAGGAAAACUCACUAAGACUAUGAAGAAAUGUGCUGUUUGUGCCUAA
This is a messenger RNA of Prunus armeniaca (apricot), 228 nucleotides long. Lineage: Eukaryota; Viridiplantae; Streptophyta; Magnoliopsida; Rosales; Rosaceae. The record is from the annotation of a GenBank genome assembly.